UUGCAAUUAAUCCAUUGUCACUUUAGAGUUUUCAGUGUGGUCGACGGGAUUCGACUGUCCGAUACCUUGCACUACUCUUUCGCUGGGCAGCAUAUAGAAAAAGCGAAAGACCGGGAGCUGUUGCGACUGCUUGAUGUAUACGUUUUCAGCGAAUCCGCGCAGCGUUUCUCGACCAUGAUUCAGAAGAUCGCCUUCGCCAUCGAGAAUGCGCUGAUGAACUUCGCCAGUGAACUACGCUCCGCCGGACUGACGUUGAUAGGUGUCCGAGUGUGCGUCGCCCCCGACCUGAUCGAAUAUAAAUGCGGAAGCUGCGGCAAACCUUUGCCGGAUGCGAUGCUGCCGGCUAUGGACGACGUACUCAUCCCGCUGUUGCAAAUGAAACUUGGUGAACACUGUUCUACGUGGUCGGCUGAAUUUGUGUUUGCUGUUAUUCAUGUUUAA
Soboliphyme baturini is the source of this 441-nucleotide messenger RNA. The record is from the annotation of a GenBank genome assembly. NCBI's taxonomy places the organism in Eukaryota, Metazoa, Nematoda, Enoplea, Dioctophymatida, Soboliphymatidae.